Messenger RNA from Gongylonema pulchrum, 442 nucleotides. NCBI's taxonomy places the organism in Eukaryota, Metazoa, Nematoda, Chromadorea, Rhabditida, Gongylonematidae. The record is from the annotation of a GenBank genome assembly.
AAUCGAAAUGCAUGAAGGGGCGGCAAAGAAAUUCGUAAUUCCUUCACGUGAUGAUGACUUAUUGGAAGAGAAUGAUGAUUUCUAUACAAUCGCCAUACGACCAGAGCUGGAUGAAAUCAUUUCAAAAGUUUUCCAACUUCGGCAUGACAUCGAUGCGGGUCGGUGGUCGCGAAUUAUUGACCGUUUUGAUCACCUCUUUUUCACAAUCAAAGCAUUCUCUGAAGGCGAACCAUGGCGUCUUCGUGCUCAACUUGUCUCAGUUCUAAAUUCAGGUUUUCUCACUGUUGAGGAGCUGUUGCCGAUGCUCACCAGUGAGGCCGAAGCGGAGAUAGCGCAAGAUUUGAAUACAGAACGAGAAAUGCAUGUCCGGGCGCUGCUCAUGUACAUCUAUUUGCUCUGUCGGCUUGCCGUUCUUUUUGAAAAAGAAUGCGCUAAUCGGUAA